Lactuca saligna is the source of this 417-nucleotide messenger RNA. The record is from the annotation of a GenBank genome assembly. NCBI's taxonomy places the organism in Eukaryota, Viridiplantae, Streptophyta, Magnoliopsida, Asterales, Asteraceae.
AUGCCGAAACCCGAUAACAGAUUUGAUACUGCUGCCCAUAAUUUGAAUAAAGAUUCAGUCUUGGAAGAGAGUUCCUCAUGGGAUCGGAUUGAGAAGAUGGAGGCGGAAUUAGCAGAGAUCUGGACCGAAUCAGAAAGGCGUCAAACCUUAGCUGAUCAGCGCAAUGCAGAAGUUAUGGCCCUCCUAAUUAAGGUGGCCCAACCUGCCACCCAACCGUCGCCCGCUACCGCCACAAAUCCGUCAUCAGUUACGCAACUGUCGCCAAUCAUCCAAUCAUUACCACCACCCAUCACCACCUGCCGACCCAUUAUUCAUACGCUGCCACCCCCGAAUUUUUUGAUGCCACCUCCAAAUCACCAACGCCUAGGAACACGAGGAUGGCCACAAACCCCUAUCAUCUACACACAACCGCCCUAG